AGUCAUUGAAUUACUGUAGGUCAGAUACCAGGGCAAAUAUUUGCCUUUAGCUGGUUCAAGCAUCACUUAUAUUUGCAUAGUGCAUUUACCAUUCUACUCCGUUUUUUAAGAACAUUUCAGCAUUUGAAACUUAUACAUUUAUGAUACUGGUGAUCUUGGUGGUUUGGAGGAAACAACUUGGCACUCUAUAUUUUACAAAUUGAGGAAAUAGUAAAGUCUGUGUAAUAAUGGCAGCGGGAGCGGGUAACAAUGACCCGAAUUGGUGGAAAACGGCUGAAAACAUCUAUGCCUUUACUGUAACUGAUAUAGAUGGCAAUGAAGUAUCAUUAGAGAAGUACAAGGGUCAUGUAUGUCUUAUUGUGAACGUGGCAUCCAGCUGAGGGUUAACCGACAAGAACUACAAACAGCUGGUCGAGUUAGAUCAGCAGUUUGGUAGUUCUAGAGGUCUCAAGAUUCUUGGUUUCCCCUGCAACCAGUUUGGUGGACAGGAGCCAAAGCCGAAUGCAGAGAUCAAGAAGUUUGCCCAAGAUAAGUACGGUGCUCAGUUUGAUCUGUUCUCCAAGAUUGACGUGAACGGAGACAACGCCAUCCCCCUUUACAAAUACCUCAAGAUCAAACAGAAAGGCACCCUGGGAAAUCGUAUCAAGUGGAACUUCACAAAGUUUUUGGUGAACAAAGAAGGCAUUCCUGUGAAGAGGUUUGGGCCACCAACAGAACCCAAGGACACCGUAAAAGACAUUGAGAAGUACCUAUAAAGGAAAGGGGAAAAAAACAUGAAGCAUUGAUGUGAAGGUAUGAAGGUGAUCUACAAACUUCCUGUAACUCGGAGCUGCCAAGCUAGUCUAGGUAAUGGCCCUAAUUGACUGCUGCAUAUACAUGUAACGCCCAGUUUGGAUGGAGCCUACAAAGUAACAAUUUUUUUAGCCGACUCCAAGAAAAUUUAGCAGUAAAUGCAAUGUAGCAUUCCAAUUCAUAAUUAUUUGAUUACAGGAAUGUGUAAUAUAAAGCUUUAGCGAUCAGUCGUGAGGUCGAUUUCUAUGAUUGAAAAAAUCAGCCCCAUUCCAGGACUGCCGACACUCAUUUUCAUCUCUGUUAAGGAAAAUUUACCAGGAAAUUAGGGAGAUGUUUUAAUUUGCUUAUCUGCAAUUAUGGCCUUUGGAUUGUUGACUUUCAGGGAAUAUUCCUUACACUCCAGGGUUGGCAGUUUCUUGGGAAAUUUAGGUCUUUCCUCUCCAGGUGGGAAAUACGGGGAAAAACUCGUAAAUGCUGGGAAGUACUCAAGAUGUACAGAGAGGUACAGGGAAACGCUAGAAUAUUCUUGAGAAACUGGGCAAUACCUGGAAAUAUUCAAAAACUAUUUUUCGUAGUAUUUUCCUGCCAGGGAAAAUAUUACACGGGGGCUCGGGGCGAAUUUGCCCCCGAAAAUGCCCCACAGAGCCCUGGAAAACUAAAAACGAGCCCCUAAAAUUCACAUUGGGUCCAAUGUAAACUUUAAUACAAUGUGGCAAAUUUAGUCUGGUGAGCUCAAAAGUAGCCCCGGAUAAAAAAUAAUUAAUUUUUACCCUGUUUCCUGCAUUUAUAACUAUUUCCCAUUUUCCUUUAAAAAAAAUGACUGAGGCAUUAUUUACCAGUAUUUACCCCACUCGUAUUUUCCACCCCAGCCAAGACUGUUACACUCAAGAAGACCUGGUUCCUGUAACGCAAAGGUUAGCAAUUGAUUUUUACGAUUGAUUGUACAUGGAAGUCAAUGGAAUCAAUUGUAGAAAAAUGUUCUACGAUCAUUGCUAAGCUUUGUGUUACCGGCCACUGAUGACUCUGUAAUAUGAAGAUAUCCUUUUUGCCUUCACAUUGAUGAACACAUAUAUUAAAUACCAGGAUUGGGUCAUUUUCAUCUUGUCCUUCAUGUACCUCAGACAAUCAUGAUGGCUUGUUGGUAAAACCGCAUUCCAUGUGGCAGAACAAGCUUGAGAAUAAAAGGUCAAAGUUCAUGGAAGUAAGAUGAGAAAGACUGGAUCCUUGAAUUUGAUAUAUGUCCUUUUAGUGCCUGGUGACUAUGUCUUGGACAUUGUAUGUAAAAGCAGGCAGUUUUGCAAAGAAGCGACUGCUUGCACAAAUGUACGUGCCAUAAUUGGGUAUUUUUAUCUGCAAUAUCUCUCUCAUGUCCUUGUCGUGACUUUUUGGAUGUAUUACUUGUUUUGCAGGUUUUGAAAAACAGGUGUUUUUAAAAUUUUCUCUUGGUGCAAUAGAGGGGUUUAAUGCAGAUUUGAGAUUUUUUUUCAGUUGAUCCUAUGCUAGCUGUACCAAAGUGAGACGGAUGAUACACAGUUAUGUUGUGUAUAUUAUCAAUAUACAUGUACAUGUAUGUUGCCAAUCCUACAUGCAUUGUACACAUUAUGGAAUUUUUAUUGUGUUAAAAAAAGUCAAUGUAAAGAUUACCAACAUAGUGAAAUGUACACCACUCCCUUCCUUUGACGAUGGUUUAUGAUGAUUUGCUCUUCAACCGCUUCUAACGGCAGGGUCAAAUCUGAAAAACUUUUUGUUACCAUCAGCAACUGAAAAAUGGUGUGCAGUCCACAAUGUUUGUAAUCGGAGCAGAAACCUGUGUCAUGAAUGUGGUUUUUGUGUAGUUGUUAUGAAUAGGGUUUAUUCAAUGUACAUGUAAUUCAAUCAGUCAAGGUCACUUAACCUAUAUACAACUAUUUGUAUAAAUAAUGUGUUGUUUUUAUGAUUCUGUUUUUUUUGUGUGUGUAAACAUGUAUUUGACAAUCUUAGGAUGUUUAGUUCAAUCUUAUUCCACCAGUGAAGGUCACUUUACCUAUAUUCAACUAUUUCUAUAAAAAGUGAUAUUUUUGUGAUUCUGUUUUAAAUAAGGUAGAAAAUCUUAUUAAUAAAAAUGUGAUAUUUUGUUCAAUCUAAUUCAAGUAAUCAAGCUUAGGUAAUUUUACCUAAAGGGUUAUAUUUCUUAAAUUCUGUUUAAUCAAAGAAAAACUUCAGUGAAACUUUAUGUAAUUGAUUGUCAUAGGUAGUGUGGUGUUUGAGAAAUAAGGUCACUAUUUACCCGAUGCCAAUUCAUACCCUUCAAAACCUUAACUCUUUGUUCCACUAGAGUAUUACAUACAUGUACCACAGACUGCCAACUGUGUAUAUGUAUUGUUUUGAUAAUAUUUGGAAAAGUUGGAUAUUUUACAUCAAACUAUAAGAAUAAAUUGUUACAUUAUUUGACAUGGUUUAAAUCAGUUUGAUGUUAAAUCUGGUCUUUGAUUCAUGCCAUCAUGUUGAUAGGGAAACCUACAUAGUACAAACCAAUGUAUCAACAUUAUCAAUAACAUGGAUUCAAAUUAAAUCCACAUCAGCAGUAAAUGGUGACCAGCUGGACACUGGUUGUAGCUUAAAUCAGUAAAGAUUUGAAAUGAAAGCUCUAUCAAGAUUUGAAUUUUAAUCUUUUGAGAUGCAAAAUUAAAUUAAAUGCAAAGUCACAGCAGAUCUGGAUUUUAUUUUAAAACCAUAGAGUGUCAGUCUGGCAGGCCAGUUAUAAUUCAUUUCAUAUGUAGAUAAGACAAACUUAAUACUGCAAGAAAGGCAUAUGUGUCUUAAGCUCAAUUUUGUAUUUUUUGAAAUGUAAUAUGUCUGUCUGGUAUGGAUGAGUACUUGAACUCCAAUGUCUUGAGCCAACUUGAUUCUAUCCAGCAUAAGAGUAGACAUAUGUGGCUCAGUGGAUAAGUCUUGACUCGAACAAGAAGGUCGGGGGUUCAAAUCCCACCGCAGCACCCACCUCCUUUGGCAAUUUGUAUAUCUACAUUUGCCACUCUAAACCCAGGUGCAAAUAAUUAAUACCUGGUAGGAGGAAAUUCCUCAAAUGCUCGAGCAUCUGAUCAGGGUUGCCGUUCUAAAGCUGUGGUAAUAUGCAGUGCUUAAAAACAUUGUGUUAUGCGUUGUAUAAAUUUAGGCUCAUGGUAGCUGCAUUAUAAUUCCUUGCCACCGAUGAUUAGUCUGCAGGCACAGACCCUUUGGUUUUCACAAUUCACAUAGUGCAUAAUGCAGAGUCUGAAGUAGUGAGACUAGAUUCACUAUGUACUGUGGCUGACUCUGCCACAGAGAGAGUGAGUUUGCAGUCUAGUCUUCCCUCUAGACAUGACAUAAUUGGUUAAAGUAUCAAAUUUGAAUCUGCGCUUGCAGACUAACCAAUGGCCUGCAUGCUUGUUUUUAGGUACAUUCAUCAAUUAUGAAUUAUUAUGACCUGUGAUUUGAGUUUGCUAUUUGAUUACCAACGCAGUUGAUGAAGUGAUAAUUAAAUUUUUCUGUGUUUGUGUGGACUGCAGUUGAUAAGUAGAUAAUGUAUGAUUAUAAUGUGUAAUAGAUAAGUACCCAUAGAAGCAAUUUCGUGAAAUAGAUAAUGACUAGUACAGAAUGCCUAUUUUUCUGAAAUCUGAUUCUUAAACAUUUUUAAAGUUAAGAUAUUUUUAAUGAAAAUAUACAAAGUCCUAUUUGAUGUUCUCUUUUAUGGUAAAACAUUGCCAUUAUAAUUAGUAUUUUAGAUAAGCACUCAACAAAAUGUAUUUUCAUGAAAAAAAACAAAGUCUGGUACAGAUUUCAGAUUUUAAUUGUUUUAAUGCUAGGAUUAAUUUUACACUGCGUUGUGGAAAUACAUGUCCUACUUUUUUAUGGGGAAAAGACUGCCAUUUGUUGCCUUAUUAAUUUUUUUUUCGAAUGUUUCUUAUAUCUUUCUAACAGUAACACAUGCCAUUUGCUAUAUUUUUGUGCAGAGGGUAUCUGCAAGACAAGUUAAAAUCUACUGAAAGUGGCUGUUCUGUUUUAAUAGUAAAUGGGUUGGUCACUGAUUGGUGGUGAAUAUGAAUGCAUACAUAUGGUUUCAAUGCGUUAGAAGAUGAUUAUUUGGCAUUAUUGUUUCAGCCUUAAAAGGUGUAUUUUAUUGUCUUAAAGGUCGAUUGAUGAAUGUAGUAUGGAUGUCCACCAAUGGUUUUACUCAUGAGUUUAUUGUGAUUAAAUUGAGCGUGAGAUCAUGUUAAUCCAA
This is a messenger RNA of Lytechinus pictus (painted urchin), 5032 nucleotides long. Its product is annotated as glutathione peroxidase-like. Gene Ontology annotation, molecular function: glutathione peroxidase activity. Lineage: Eukaryota; Metazoa; Echinodermata; Echinoidea; Temnopleuroida; Toxopneustidae. The record is from RefSeq and is a predicted model, not a curated record. Gene Ontology annotation, biological process: response to oxidative stress. The transcript has 7 exons.